UUCCAUAUAUUUAAUGGCAUCUGAUUCAGUUUCAUCCAUUCAAAAGAGCUUUAAAUACGAUGUUUUUUUGAGUUUUCGAGGAGAAGACACCCGCAAAAACUUUGUUGAUCAUCUUUAUCAUGCCCUUAAUGAUAAAGGCAUUAUUACUUACAAAGAUGACGAAAGAAUCGAGAAAGGGAAAAGGAUCAAUGACCAACUCAUCAGAUCCAUUGAAGAUUCGAAAUGCCACAUCAUUAUUUUCUCCAAGAACUAUGCAUCUUCAUCUUGGUGCUUAGACGAGCUGGUCAAGAUUAUGGAGUGCCAAAAAACAAAGGAUCAGACUGCUUAUCCCGUCUUCUAUGAUGUGGAACCCACUGAAGUCCGCAACCAAAGUGGGUCAGUCGGAAAAGCCUUUGCAAAACAUGUAGAGAAAGAGGGUUCUCAGAGAUGGAGAGAUGCUCUGAAAGAAGCAGCUGGUCUGGUCGGGUGGGAGUUGAAAAACACUGUUGAUGGGCAUGAAGCUAAAUUUAUCCAUCAAAUUGUUCAAUACAUUUCACCAAAGCUACAUUUCAUUAACUUGAGAGUUGAUGGGAAGCUAGUAGGCUCAUCUUUAGAAAGCAUUUGUGGUUUACAACAUUUAAGAGAGCUUAGAGUUGAAGGCAGCAUUCGGGAGGUGCCCAAAGAUAUGUGGCGGUUAGAAUGUCUAGAGAAGCUAUCUUUGUGUAUGAAAGAGAUUAAACAUCUCCCGGAUAGCAUUUGUAUGUUCAAACAUCUAAAAUAUCUUGAAGUCGGUUCUUGUUUGCGUCUUGAGCAGUUACCCGAGAAUAUGUGUAGGUUAGAGUGUUUGGAGGAGUUACAUCUAAAGGGUUGCACAUCCUUACUAGAUAUUCCGAACGGCAUCUGUAAGUUGAAAUGUUUAAAACGUUUAGAGCUAUCCUCUUGUCACAAAGUUGAGAAAUUGCCUAAGGAACUGGGAUGUUUAGAGUGCUUGGAGGAGUUACACCUAACGGAUUGUAUAUCCUUACGAGAUAUUCCAAAUAGCAUAGGCAGGAUGAAAUGUUUAAAACGUUUACAUCUCUCCUCUUGUCAUCAAAUUGAGAAAUUGCCGGAGGAACUUGGGUGUUUAGAACGUUUAGAGUGGUUAGACCUAACGGAUUGUAAAUCCUUACAAGAUAUUCCGAACAACAUCUGUAGGAUGAAAUGUUUAAAAAGUUUAAAUAUCUCAAGUUGUAAGCAACUUGGGAAAUUACCAGAGGAACUCGGACGUUUAGAAUGUUUGAGAGAACUAAAUAUAGACGAUGUGGGCAUAAGUCAUCUUCCGCAUACCAUUUUUAGAUUGAAAGGUUUGUCCAUUGUUGGGUCUAGGAGGUGCCUUGAGUCGUACGGUUUUAGAACCUUGACAGAUUUCACAAGAUUCAAAGCCUGCUACUACGUAUAGUUGUAGUUAACAUGAGUUUCCAAAGGGAUAAUUCAAAAAGAAGUAUUCAAGUUCGGCAUAAGUUAAUGAUCGAUGUUCGAGCCGAUUAGUCUGGUCUUUCAAUGUAUGAGUCUUUGAAUAUUUAAGUUUGUGUUUUGUAGAA
This is a messenger RNA of Helianthus annuus (common sunflower), 1559 nucleotides long. Its product is annotated as disease resistance protein RPV1. The transcript is spliced from 2 exons. Bases 14 to 1417 code for a protein of 467 amino acids. Gene Ontology annotation, molecular function: protein binding. Gene Ontology annotation, biological process: signal transduction; defense response. Lineage: Eukaryota; Viridiplantae; Streptophyta; Magnoliopsida; Asterales; Asteraceae. The record is from RefSeq and is a predicted model, not a curated record.